AUGACAAGGAGGAUGUCAUCUGAGGGGGACGGCGAUCCUCUAUACCUCAUCCACUAUGACAGUGAGGGGCUGCACACGAGGACGCCAGAGGUCAUAGAGGGUGUGAAGAAGCUCGUCGCCCGCUCGGCGACCGUCCCGUACGCUAUGAAGGCCUUGAAGGACGCCAAGCGCAUACUCAUUCAGGGUAACGACACCGACUGUGGAGUGUUCGUGUGUAUGUACCUGAACGGACUGGUCAGCACGGGAUUCAAGACGGUGUUUACCUGGGUGUCAUGCAACGGCGUCACAUCACGCACCUACAGGAGAGGCAUGCGCAGGGAUGUGGCCAGUCAUGCAGUGGGGGAGCUGUUUGUGCAGCUGUACAUGGAGGAAGUCGAGGUGCUGCCCCAGCCGCAUGCGCGUGUAGACGACGACGGUUGCAUGCUGUUUCCAACGGAGGACGAGGUCAGAACGGACCUGGCGCAGCUGUCCCCCGAUAGGAACAGCAUGGAGGUGGAUGGUGUCCUCCUUGGCAGCCGCCGUAAUGAGGCCACCAAGGUGAAGGCAAGCGGUACAGGGGGUCUGGUGAAACGUGGGGGAACGAGCGAGUACACCGGGGUGUGGUACGACCUCCAGAGUGCGGAAGUGGUGCGUCAAAAUCAUUGCAGACCCGGAAACUGGGAAGCAGGUUCGCCUUGGGGGUACUUGAAGGAGGAGGACGCGGCGUAUGCGUACGCCGCUGGCGCGUUUGUGAUCAGACGGAAGGACCACUUCCCCAAGAUGAUGUCAUUGUCAGAUGCGGAGAUGGCUGCACUGGAGGGGGCUAUCGUGGAUGACGUUAGGCAUCUUGUACAGAAGCGCAAAUGGUACAGGUGGAGGGAGUGGCGUAAAGCCAUGGACUACAUUGGUGUACUGCCAGGAACACCCUUCAAGCCGGAGCCAGCGUCGACGCCCCCUCGCGACGCGAGAGAUGAUCGGGAUGGCUCGAGCUCUUCGUCGCGCGAGACGACGUCGAAUCGCCGCAAGGCUGGAACGGCCCGGUCGCAGGAGGAUGCGCGCACCGCGCGGAGUGGAAAGAGGAGCAGGGACCCAGACCUAGAGGACGAUGAAGGGCGUGAAGAACCUGCAGCGACGGGCCCGGGCCCAGUGUCGUCAGACGACGACCCAAACGAAGCUCUUCCAAGGGUCAAUCCGCGCGUCGACGGCGACGAAGACGCCACACAGGAGGAGGCCUCAGAUUCCGCGCCCGUGACCAGGGCGGAGAUGACGGCGCUGCGCAAGAUGCAGAUGGACACGGCAGCUACAAUGGCACGGCUGGAGACGGCACUGCUGGCCUCGCUGGCCAACCACCAGGCGAAGAAGCGCAACGUGACAACGCAAGAGGCGAGUGCGACAGGGUCAACCCACGUGCGGACGUCGAGCUCACCGAUCCUGCAGUGUGCGCUGAAGUUUUUUACCCGCGAACAAAGGGUGGAAGGUGGGGUGAUAGGGUUGAUGUCUUGCAUGGUGGGGGCGCAUUGUCAAUCGUGGACGGCCUCCGCGAUGUGCGCGCUCGUGGACGUCAUGGCUGCCAUCGAGCAGUACCAGCUGCAGUACGACCCCACGACGUCGUCGUGGGCGUGGGGCCGCCAUGGGCUGCGCUUGUCUGCGGAUGGAGUUGAGAGGCAGGAGCCCGCCAAGCAGGCACACAGCGAGAGCGACGGCUAG
Molecule: messenger RNA, 1686 nt
Organism: Closterium sp. NIES-65
Lineage: Eukaryota; Viridiplantae; Streptophyta; Zygnematophyceae; Desmidiales; Closteriaceae
Source: the annotation of a GenBank genome assembly